Molecule: messenger RNA, 1781 nt
Organism: Aspergillus pseudotamarii
Lineage: Eukaryota; Fungi; Ascomycota; Eurotiomycetes; Eurotiales; Aspergillaceae
Product: major facilitator superfamily domain-containing protein
Exons: 4
Coding region: 126-1478 (450 amino acids)
Biological process (GO): transmembrane transport
Cellular component (GO): fungal-type vacuole membrane
Molecular function (GO): transmembrane transporter activity
Source: RefSeq, a predicted model, not a curated record
UUUUUUUCCUCUGUUGUUUCUUACAUCGUACAAUAGCUCUCGUUGGCUUCGCCACCCAGUAUACGCGUCAGUCAAGCCGUUAAACUAAUCCAGCCAGUCCCCCAAGGAUUCACUGCAUCAGAGCAAUGGCGACAAUCACUGAGUCAGUGUCUACAGCAGUCGAGUUGCAGGAGCACAAUCAGGUUGGAGGGAGAUUUACUAAACAUACGGGCGAUCCAACACCACCGGAGAAUUCAGAUGAGAUAUUGCAGGCCUCACUCGCAGCUGAUGCCGAGGUUCCUGAUGGGGGCUACGGGUGGGUAGUCAUUUCUGCAUGCGCAGUAGUUACCUGGUGGUUCAUUGGAACCUCCUAUUGCUGGGGUGUACUGCAAGCGGCUUUGGUAAAGGAAGGGCUAUCGUCGUCUUCUACUCUGGCUUUCAUAGGCUCGGUUGCCACGGCAUGUAUUUCCUUUCUGGGAAUAAUCAAUGCGAAUGUCAUCCGGAGAUUAGGCACUAGGAUUUCGGCCCUACUCGGUAUCUUCUUGCUCGGCCUGGGAGAGGUUCUGAGUGGCUUUGCCACCAAGAAUGUGGGUGGCUUGUUUGCGACUGCCGGUGUUCUCUUCGGCCUCGGAAUCAGUAUCUGUUUUAUGGUUGUCUCUGCGAUCCCUGCGCAGUAUUUCAAGGCAAAGCGUGGUAUCGCUAAUGGGAUCGUUUACGCUGGGGGUGGCCUCGGGGGUACUGUCAUUAGCUUUAUCAUGAAUGCCUUGCUUGGUAAGGUGGGCAUAGCGUGGACCUUCCGGAUCAUUGGUUUCAUGAUCUGGGGUACGGGCUUGCCAGCAGCGUGCUUUAUCAAAGAACGGGUGCCAAUCCAACGCACAGAGUUUGUUGAGUGGCGACUCUUCCGUGAUAUUCGAUUUGCUUUGCUGUUCGCAGCCGGCGCAAUUGCAACUUUUCCGCUUUUUGUCCCCCCGUUUUUCCUUCCGUUAUACACAGAAUCGAUGGGGAUGACCUCGGGAGUGGGUGCAGGAAUGGUGGCUGCAUUUAACUUCUCUUCUGCGGUGGGGAGGCUGAUGUGCGGCUUCUGUAGUGACCGGCUGGGACCGCUGAACACCCUGUUUAUGUCACUUUUGCUCAGUGCCCUCAGCAUGCUGAUCCUCUGGCCCGUUUCGACGUCUAUCGGCCCGUUGAUUGUCUUCGUCAUUAUUAAUGGAAUGGCUAAUGGUGGGUUCUUUUCGACUAUGCCCACGGUCGUUGGAAAUGUAUUUGGUUCUGCUCGGGUAUCUGUCGCCAUGGGUAUGAUCGUGACCAGCUGGGCUGGAGGUUAUUUGAUGGGCGCUCCAAUCGCUGGCUAUAUAUUGAAUGCGUCUGGCGGAGAGGAUGGUGGUAUUGGCGCCUAUCGUCCUGCCAUAUUUUAUGCAGGGGGUAUGGCCCUGAGCGCAUCUGUGUUGGCCAUGUUCAUUCGUCUCAAAACUGAUACACAGCCGUUCAAGAAGCUCUGAUAAGAUGGAUUUUGCCGGCUUAUAUUGGCUGCUACAUGACCUGGCAAGCGGAGAUAUGAGACAUGCCUUGUGUCCCACGACAUAGAGGAUUAUAUGGCAUCCUGCUACACGAAUUAUGCUGCAGGGUCAGCAAUGUCUCUCCCAGUUUUCCCUAGAAGGCUAUAGAUGCCGAAGGUACUAGAAGACUGAAACAUGCCUUUACGAGAUUAUUAUGGGUCCUUGGUUUCUGAGAUAUGUCUUCGCUAAUGGACCAUCAAAAGUUCCUGACAUGCUUGGCCUUCAAAGAUAGCUUGUAUUAAUAGC